UUAUCAGUAUAUCACAUGCCACAAUCCCUUUACCCUUGUAAUAUCAUUUGGUUUCCAUUAAUCUUUUUAAUUUGGUUUUCUAUUCUUUCUUUGUGAUGAUGAUUACUUAUUAUGUAUCAAUGGCAUGCUUCCAGAUCAGGGAUUAUAUAUUGUUUAACAACCAUAAGAAUGGCUAAUAGAGCAGAUUCAGACAUUGAUGAUGAUUUUAGCGAACUCUACAAGGAAUACACUGGUCCCCCAAGAUCUACUACCACUGGUGUGCCUGAAACCGCAAAAACAAGCAAAAGGUCCCAUGCUGGUUCAGAUGAAGAAGAGGAACCCCUAGAUCCUAAUGCCGUCCCCACUGACUUUACUAGUCGUGAAGCUAAGGUUUGGGAGGCAAAAUCUAAAGCUACUGAAAGGAACUGGAAGAAAAGAAAGGAAGAAGAAAUGGUUUGUAAAAUAUGUGGAGAAUCCAGUCACUUUACCCAGGGUUGUCCGUCUACUCUUGGGGCUAGUCGGAAGUCUCAAGAAUUAUUUGAAAGGGUUCCUGCAAGAGAUCCUCAAGUAAAAGCACUUUUCAGUGACAGGGUUAUUAGGAACAUUGAGAAGGAUGUUGGGUGCAAAAUUAGAAUGGAGGAGAAAUUUAUAAUUGUUAGUGGCAAGGACGGACAGAUAUUGUCCAAGGGUGUGGAUGCUGUUCACAGAAUUAAGAAUGAGGGUGACAAAAAAGGUGAAUCCAUUUCCAAUGCCAAUGCGGACAAGUCCAGUUUACCAAAAGGGAGAAGUCCUGUUGCCUCCAGAAUGGGACGCUCUGAUUCUCAGAAGUCCAUCCCUAGUCCAAGAAAUCCUUCACGCUAUAACCAGAGGUCUGGCAGACAAGACAAGAUCACUGAAGAGCAUGUGCGUGAGGAAUUUCAGAAGUACCCAAAGGGAUCCCCACAAGUCAGAGCUUAUGGGAAUGAUGGAGGCCGGAGCAGAUCAACACAUUCGAAAUCUCCUGCUCGCCCACCAUACACUGGUGGUUCAUGUAGCUUAAAUGAUAAUCACAGCCAGAAUAGGGCUGUGCACCGAAAUGAAAGACGCGAUGCAGACAAACGUGGACCUGAUUUGCAGUCUACCCAUAAGGGAGGCUAUUCUACCUUCUCUCAGACUUUGGAGGAACUAGAGCUGGAGUAUAAGAGCGAUGCAAUGGAUAUUGCAAAAAUUCGAGAUAAGGAAGAAGAUGAAGAAAAUUACAGGCAUCGUGAGGCUGUUAAGGAAAUUAGGGAAAGUUACACGAAGAGGUUGGCUAUGUUGCGCGAAAUGCAUGCAAAGCAGUGGGAAGAGUUUCUUCAACUCGACGUCCAAAGAAGGCGGCAACAAGCCUGUCAGCAAAUGCCUACUUCAGAGUUUGUUGGUUAUAAGCAUAAUAACAAUUAUUAUGAGUAUGGUAAUACUUCCGGAAAUCCGUAUACUAACAAUAUGCCAAUGGAGUCAAGAGUAAGGUAUCCAGAACUUGACAACUAUUCUUCUUUGAGGUCCAACAACAGUUAUGACGAGUUUCAACGCCAAAGGCACGAGGAUUAUGGGGAGACAUAUAAUCGAUAUUAGAUCAUAUAUAUUAGGAAAUCUGGGGCCAUUGCAGGUUGGGAUUGGGAAGGCAGAGUCUAGGUAAGUAUCACAAUCUAGCUUUUCUUUGGUUAUUUAUGAACUUGUUGCUACUUUUUUUUUUCUGUUCUCCUUGUUUUAGGACGUGAUUGUUGUUGAAAUCGAUGGAACAUGACUUUGUUUUGCCUUUAGAUUUUAGAUUUGGAGUUAAAUCUUCCAAUUUGGUGAAUAUUAAUUUGAUGCUUCUUGA
Cynara cardunculus var. scolymus (artichoke) is the source of this 1819-nucleotide messenger RNA. RefSeq lists its product as uncharacterized. Lineage: Eukaryota; Viridiplantae; Streptophyta; Magnoliopsida; Asterales; Asteraceae. The coding region runs from base 112 to 1572 and encodes 486 amino acids. The record is from RefSeq and is a predicted model, not a curated record. The transcript has 6 exons.